AUGAAGGCCAUACUCACAAACAAUGUAAGCCUUGAGGAAGGAGCAAUGAUGAUUACAAAAGAGUGUAGCGCCAUACUUCAGAAUCGCAUGCCAGAGAAGCUGAACGACCCAGGGAGUUUUGUUUUAUCUUGCAAGAUCGGUUCUACACACUUCCAUAGAGCACUUUGUGAUUUGGGUUCUAGUGUGAACUUGAUGCCUUACUCAGUGGCCAAGCUAUUGGGCAUCACUGAUUUCAAACCUACAAAGAUAUCCCUAGUCUUUGCAGAUCGAUCUGUUCGCCGCCCUGUUGGUGUUAUUAUGGAUGUUCCAAUCAUGGUUGGAGAUUGCUACAUUCCUGCUGACUUUGUAGUUCUUGAUCUCGAACAUCAACCUAAGGACCCCCUUAUCUUGGGAAGGCCAUUCCUAGCUACUGCAGGAGCCAUUAUAGAUGUCAAGAAUGGAAAGAUUGACUUGCAUCUUGGAGAUAUAGUGAUGAAUUUCGAGGUGAACAAAUCCAUGGAGAAACCAAUUGUAGAUGUUUUGACAAAGGCUGAAAACGAGUUUGGAUACAUGGAGAGAGAAGCUCAAGGCCUAGUCAAAUUUAUGGAUUCUAUGGAAGCAUACAAAGAACUGGUGGCUUACAUGGACCUAGAGAGAGAAGAGGCGGAGCCACUCACUGACGAGAGUAAAGCAAUUCCAGAAACCAAGGUUAAGUUCGACCCAUGGUGCCCACUUAGAGCCCCAAAAGCCGAGCUCAAGCAACUCCCAGUUCGUUUAAGGUAUGAAUAUCUCGGCCCUAAUAAAACAUAUCCUGUUAUUGUUAAUGCUGCACUAACAAAAGAAGAGACCGCUUUAGAAAGGCACAGACGUUCCGAGAAGCGCCACAAAACGUUGAGGCGCCUAGGUGCAUUAGCCACAUUCUCUGCCCACGCCUGUGAAGGUUCACGCUCAUCCGGAAUCACACAGAAACUAGAUGAACGCCUUCACCCGGGCACUACAGUCCAUCGCGGUACCCGGUUCAUCCUUCCAUCUAUUGGCCUUACUGGCGCACCAUGCCAAUGUCUGGUUGGAUCCCAUAUCGUCAUAUGGUACCAUACUCGGCCAAGGCAGCUGACCAGGUUAUCCUCCGAGUCUUCCUCCCUUCAUGCACAGCCUCCACGCUGCCAAUCCGGUUGGGCUCUGACGUGCGAGAAUGCGCUUGACUACACCUUCCUAGACAACAUGUGGUUAGACACGCCACAUGUUCUCAGUACUUAG
Messenger RNA from Microthlaspi erraticum, 1236 nucleotides. The record is from the annotation of a GenBank genome assembly. Lineage: Eukaryota; Viridiplantae; Streptophyta; Magnoliopsida; Brassicales; Brassicaceae.